Molecule: messenger RNA, 510 nt
Organism: Aspergillus neoniger CBS 115656
Lineage: Eukaryota; Fungi; Ascomycota; Eurotiomycetes; Eurotiales; Aspergillaceae
Exons: 2
Coding region: 63-353 (96 amino acids)
Source: RefSeq, a predicted model, not a curated record
CGAGACUCGUCUGGACUGCUCUCUAAAAGACCUUUUUUUUGUCUCUCGUUGAUUCUAGAACAAUGUCUUCAUCUACCCAGAAUAACAGCGCCUUGGAUGUCCAGCCCAAGGACGCGAAGCGUGCACUUGCGGAGGACGCAUAUGAUGACUGCCUAUCGUGCAGAGUUACUGGAUCCGCCGCAUUCAUCGGCCUCGGUGUGUACAGCUACUACUCGGGAUUGAAGAACCUCAAGAUGAAUGAAAAGGCAAUCAUGCAAGGAACAACCAAGUAUAAGAUGGGAUCUCGACAUCUCGGGCUCUUCACCAUCUCUGCGACACUAGUUGGGAUGGGAAUAUAUAGAGCCUUCAACUGAUGAAGCCACGACGAUUUGUAUAUCAUGUACUCUAUACCAUAUAUUCUACUCUGGCGUUGGUUCUUCUGAUGACGGGAAUGCACAUCAAGUCAAGCGCUUCAUCACUAAUAAACAUGUACAAAACAGUGUAUAGAAAGGAUCGUACGAUUAAUAUAAC